Messenger RNA from Daldinia caldariorum, 1587 nucleotides. RefSeq names its product MFS general substrate transporter. The transcript is spliced from 2 exons. The record is from RefSeq and is a predicted model, not a curated record. Gene Ontology annotation, molecular function: transmembrane transporter activity. Bases 1 to 1587 code for a protein of 528 amino acids. NCBI's taxonomy places the organism in Eukaryota, Fungi, Ascomycota, Sordariomycetes, Xylariales, Hypoxylaceae. Gene Ontology annotation, cellular component: membrane. Gene Ontology annotation, biological process: transmembrane transport.
AUGAGCGGACUAUCGUCGUCAGGCGACGGAGACCCCAUCACCGAGCGAACUCCUCUUGUGGGGACUUCGGGGGCUUCGGAGAACUCGGGCAUUCAGGGGUCCCCCACACCCGUUUCCACCCCUUCUUGGAAGCCUGGUCAAUCAAGAUCACCUGCGGUUGCUUCCUCUAUCUCGGAUGCUAAUACGGCCUUAUCAUGGAGGUACAGUCCUAGUUUUAUACUAGGUCUAUGCUACUUGAUUGUUCUCGUCGGUUCUCUCGCUGGUGGCUUCCAGCAGAUUCCCAUGACGAGGAUAUAUGAAGACAUUCUCUGUCACUAUUACUACGGCAAGUCGCCCGGUUCCGGCGGACCGAUCGACGAGGCGCUUUGCAAGAAGGAUGUUAUACAGUCCGAGCUAGCAUAUCUGUUUGCCUUCCUAGAGGCUCUCAAUGCAGGCAUCGGAUGUCUUGUUGCCCUUCUUUGGGGCAUCAUUGCCGAUCGGAUAGGCCGCAAACCGGUAUACGCCACCGCUACAAUAGGGAUGAUAUUCCAUGUGCUGAUUAUCAUGGUUGUCGGAUAUUUCCCAGGCACGUUCCCGACUCGAUGGAUUUGGGUAUCAUCUAUAGCGCAUCUUUUAGGGGGUCCCUCAGUUAUCGGCGCUUGUACUUACAGUAUAGUGAGCGACAUAGCCCUAGAAUCUAGUAGGUCGAUCGCCUUUAUGAGGAUUCAUGUGGCAAGCCUAUCGGGUAACUUGGUCUCGCCAGCACUAGCCUCCGCCAUGAUGUCCUUAACGGGUCCCUGGCCUGCUAUGUGGCUAACCACCGUGCUAUGGGCCCUAACUGUUGUCCUAAUAACCAUUCUACCGGAAACAUUUCACCGACCCUCACCAUCGGACGACACGGCGCCGGUGCCGGCGCCUACCAUAAAGUUGCGUGUAAUACGAGGCUUCGCCCAGUUGAAAGACACCUUUUCCAUCGUUGGAACGAUUUCCGUUACUCUCGUGCUUUGCAUAUGCCUCUUAUCGAUGCCCGUGGUGAUGUGUACGCUCCAGUUCAUGGCCCAGUAUAUUUCGAAGCAUUACCAGAUCCCCUUAGCCAAAACCGGUUACAUUCAAUCAGUCUUCGGCAUCGCCCACAUCGUCGUGGUUCUGUUGAUCGUCCCAGGUGUAUCCAAGCUAGUCGUCCAACCAACAACACCAAGAUUGUUGCGCGUAGCAAACGAGAAGGACCGCGACUUGAUACUGGCACGAUGGUCCUACUUGAUCUACGCCGUAGGUAGUUUAAUCCUCGGCAUAUCCCCAUCUCUGCCUGUAUUCAUAACGGGACUUGUCAUCAUGUCUCUUGGCUCCGGAUCAGCAAGCUUUAUCAAGAGCAUUGCGACCUCGCACACCGACGUUGAACAUCGGUCUAGGCUGUUCAGCAUCAUGGCGCUCUUGGAUAUAGGCAGUAAUAUCUGGGCAACGCCUGCAUUGGCCGGACUGUUCUCGCUAGGGAUGAAAUUAGGUGGGAUGUGGAUCGGUUUACCAUACCUUGGGGUAUCUAUAUCAUGUAUUAUGAUGUUGAUUUUGGCGUUGUUCGUGCGGGCACCAACUACUGGCGGUGGCAAUUAG